This is a messenger RNA of Aphanomyces invadans, 1330 nucleotides long. RefSeq lists its product as hypothetical. The coding region runs from base 46 to 1176 and encodes 376 amino acids. The record is from RefSeq and is a predicted model, not a curated record. Lineage: Eukaryota; Oomycota; Saprolegniomycetes; Saprolegniales; Verrucalvaceae. The transcript is spliced from 3 exons.
ACAGUGUGCAUUAGUUCGGAACAAGUGUCAACUCGCGGCACCGUCAUGCAACCCAUGCAUGCCAUCGAUCAAACCAGCUCAAUGGGGAAGCUGGUCGCAACGGCGCUCGGGUUUGGCGUGUUCCACGUCAUGUCUGGCCCCGAUCACUUGAGUGCGCUGGCGACCCUGAGUGCUGGCUCGUCGUGGCGGUCGUUCGCCCUUGGUGUACGCUGGGGAUGUGGCCAUAGCAUUGGGCUCAUCAUCAUGGCGUUCAUCUUUAUCCUUCUCGACGAUAGCCUCAACUUGGAGAAGCUCGACAUUGUCACGGAAGUCGUCGUUGGUGUUUUCAUGAUUGGUCUCGGUGUGCAUGGAGUUUACAACGCGAACAAGAAGCUCGGCGACCCACACCAACUUGGGCAUUCGCACGGCGGCAGCGGGCCAUCGUCCGAUUCCCAUAGCAAGCCCAAGGAGCAACCAUACGAAGAAGUCCCAUGUGUUUGUGACGACUCGGCGCGGUCCUCGCGCAGAAGGAGUAUCAGCGACGAGUCCCCUGCUCCUACAUUGCAUGCGGAUCCAACGCCUGAGCAGUCUCCAUCUCCAUCCGAAACACCUACGCACAAGAAGCGCAUUGUUAUGGACGAGAAAGACCCGGCACAUGUGUCGCGUCCGAGCGUGGAGCUGGUCGAGAACGACAAAGACACUGCAGUCGAUGAACUAGAGUCUUCAGGAACAACGCUGUCGUCGUCGAUGGUAGAGGAGACCGACGAUGGCAGCAGCGACGAUGACAACGCGCCCCUUGGCCAGUCUCGUGCACAGAAGAAGGAACUUCGCGGCAGGUGGCGGCGAUGCGUGCCCCAGGUCGAUAUGGAGAACCCGACAACGCAAAAGGCAACUGCCCUCUUGGUCGGCAUCGUUCACGGAAUUGCCGGACCUGGUGGCAUUCUCGGCGUCAUGCCGGCCGUGCGGUACCACAACUGGAUGCGGUCCAUGGUGUACCUCGGGACGUUUUGCGCCACAUCCAUUGUGAUCAUGGGGCUCUUCGCCGCCAUGUACGGUGAACUCACGUCUCGACUGGGGCAGCGGUCGGCAGUGGUCGCGUACCGGAUCAACGUGUUCUCGGCGGUCCUGUCGAUCGGUGUUGGCAUUUUGUGGAUCGUGCUGGUUGCGCUAGGCAAGAUGAAGGCCGUCUUUGGGUAGGCCUCCGUGGUGGUGUGUGUUCACUAGACGUUAAUAAAUUAACAAAAGACGAUCCAAAUCUGUGCGGACUUGAUAUGAUUGGGUUGCGCCGCCGCCAUCUCGUUGGAAACCAAUAGAGGCAGGCAAACCACCCGAAGCAAAUGGAUGCCAGGAA